Molecule: messenger RNA, 330 nt
Organism: Thyridium curvatum
Lineage: Eukaryota; Fungi; Ascomycota; Sordariomycetes; Thyridiales; Thyridiaceae
Exons: 3
Coding region: 1-330 (109 amino acids)
Cellular component (GO): cytosolic large ribosomal subunit
Molecular function (GO): structural constituent of ribosome; RNA binding
Source: RefSeq, a predicted model, not a curated record
AUGGCCCCCAAGAAGAGCAAGCGCGAUGCCUCCAGCAUCAACAGCCGUCUGGCCCUCGUCAUCAAGUCCGGCAAGGUCACCAUGGGCUACAAGUCUACUCUCAAGACCCUCCGCACCGGCAAGGCGAAGCUCGUCCUGAUCGCUGCCAACACUCCUCCUCUGCGGAAGAGCGAGCUCGAGUACUACUCCAUGCUGGCCAAGGUCCCCGUCCACCACUUCAGCGGUGCCAACACUGAGCUCGGUACCGCCUGCGGUAAGCUCUUCCGCUGCUCCACCAUGGCCAUCCUCGAUGCCGGUGACUCCGACAUCCUGAGCGACCAGCAGGCCUAA